AUGGUCGCCCGCGGCGCGGGCUUCUGCCGCGCCGGCUUCUACGCCGGCUUCGACGGCAAGCACCUGACGGACCUGGGGGGGCGCCUGCGCCAGCGCCUGCCUCGCGGAGAAGCACUGCGAGGCGGUGUCCUUCUGCCCACCGCAGGACGCCGACUGCGGACCAGGCGGCGCGCUCCCAAGAGGGCCUCGCGUUCCAGUUCCCAGACCCCCUCGAGCCAGGAAAAGUUCGCGACGGGAGGUUCUUUACAAUUUUCGGCCUGUGGAGUCUCUCAACGGGCCCCGGGGCCGUCCAAAAACGGCUCGGGAUGA
Molecule: messenger RNA, 309 nt
Organism: Prorocentrum cordatum
Lineage: Eukaryota; Dinophyceae; Prorocentrales; Prorocentraceae
Source: the annotation of a GenBank genome assembly